AUGACGAGCGCAUGGCCCAUGGCUUUUGUGCAAUGGAGAUGCUGGCACGGCGUCUUGCACACACUCUCGACUCUCGCUCUGUCUUUCUUAGCGGGCUAUGCUGAUGUCAUCACCUAUAUGCGCUAUGGAAGCUUUGCAGCGAGCAUGACGGGCAACGUGGUCUUUGCGGGCCGGGAGCUUGCCAAGGGCUCCUGGGACGUCUUCUUCUAUAUCUCGAUUAUGGCCUCCUGGGCUUUGGGCUCAUCGGCGUAUACUGAAGUUGCAAGGAUGUGCCCUCAGAGAGGUGGCUCGUGGACGGCGGUUGCGAUAGCAGUGAAGCUCACCUGCAGUGCCCGGAUAUCCACUGCUGUCGAUGUCGGGUACAAUAUCAGCGCCUACAAUGGUGCUUCUUCUCGCUGGUGGAUUCUUGGGCUUAUGCCCGUCUUUGGCGUAGCGGAGGCUUUUGCGCUGCAGCACUUGAGUCUUCCAACGACUGGUGUGGCGAAACACCUGUUCAAUCUUUCAAGGCUUUGCGAGCUCUUUCGCAAGGAGACAGCCGACACCGUGCGAGAGGAUGUCAUGCUCAGUGGAGUCAUGAUCUGUGGGAUGAUUGGCGGUGCGGUGCUAGGAGAGCGGCUGGUUGCAACUUUUGGACUGCAAGUGCGAUGGUGUUUCAUGCCGGUGUCGCCGCUUGUCGCCCUUGCGGUCUGCAUGCACGAAUGGUUACAUUCCUGGAAGCAUGCUCGUACCAGGACUAGACUAUUGAACUAUGACUAUCGCUCCAGGCAGGCCGGAGUUGACGUCCGAAGAGCGGACGUCUUCACGGCCUUCUGCCGAUUCUUAGACUCGGCCAGCUACACAAGACUUCGAAGUCAGGGCCUGGAGACUCAAAUAGGCACUGGUAGCAUAUACCAAUUUAGGCUGUGUUCGACUCGUCGCUUGUGGUGUCUCCUUGGCUCCUUGACCAUGGGAAACCAAAGCUCUCGUGUUGCACCGGCUGGAGUGGUGCCCAGCGCGGACGGUGGUGUCGUCGUGAAUGUCGUGAAUGUGGCGCGCAGCGAGAACAAGUCGGGCACGGCUAUUGCGACGAUUCUCUUGGACCAGAACGAUGAGAUUCAGCGAUGCUUCAAGGAUGCUGCGAGCGCAGCUGGGCCGGCAAAGCAGCCUCAAGUUCUGCCGGUGAUGCCAAGUGCCUUUGCGCAGCAAAUACAAGAGUGGGCCGUGGCCUGCGAAACCGAAGCGUACGAAAGUGAGAUUGGCAGCCGUGCGCACAGCUUCUCCGUGCCGAUGCUGGUGGCAAGUCAAUCUGGGCAGACCGAGAAGGCCCAGGAGCUGAUGAGCGACAUGGAGGCUUCUUUGAACGAGGAGGUCAGUUCCAAGAAGAUCUCGCCCUCCACCGAAGCUUGGAUGCUAGGGCGCCUAUUGGCUGCAAACUGCCAUCUCCGUGCCGAAGCCGAAGGGAUCGCCGAGAAGCUGCGAGGCGUGCUCGACCAAAUCUUGGCACGGCGUCUAGCGCAGCCGGAGAGCCUGGAGACGGCCGAUGCUGCCGAGUCCUGG
Molecule: messenger RNA, 1536 nt
Organism: Symbiodinium necroappetens
Lineage: Eukaryota; Dinophyceae; Suessiales; Symbiodiniaceae
Source: the annotation of a GenBank genome assembly